UUUCCAAAAAUGAUAAUAAAUGUUAUACAAAAAAAUAUGAAAAUAUUAUUUUGGUUAUUGUAUUUUGAUUAUUUAGUAAUAUAUUUAUCAAACAAACAAUAUAUACUAUAUAUGAUGAAUUGUUUUAAACUUUAUUUAAAAUUCUUCUUGUGGAAAUUUGUUAGUAUAAAAAUAAAUUGUUAGUACGUCACUUUAAAACAAUUAAUUUUGCAGAAAGGAUUAUAUAAUUUAAAUGUUGUAAUUCAUUUGAAAGAGUCGAGCAUGCAGCCAUAUAUACAAGCGCAACACAUGCACAUUCAUCACAUUUUGAGUGAUCUAAGUAGCGUUCAUAUUUGUUCAACCACUCGGCUUUCUGCGGAAGAGUCGCAGCUACACGCAGAUAUCAAAGGCAUACUGGCGGCUAAGACAAGCUUCGACUUUUUUUUUUUUUGGAUCAAUCUGCGACUUUUCUAAGUUCAUUAUUGCUAAUAAACAACACCACAAGAACAAUAAAAAAAAAUUAGGAAUUGUCGUUAUCCCUACUUAAGAAGAUAACAAAUACAUGCAAAUUAAAGGAAGCUGUAGACGUAGUGUUCAAACUUUUGGAUUUCUUUUUUUUUUUUUUUUUUGAAGAAAUGCUUUUGGAUUCUUUCCGGAGACUUUUACAUUUGUGUUGAUUAAAAAAAAGUGUGUUGAUGUCUGGAAUUAUCUACACCUUAGGCCAGCAUUAUUGCAGGAUAUAAAAAGGUUUCUUAGGUGAAAAAGUGUAAUGGACUCCACUAAUUUUUUAAAAAUCGGUAACAGAAGGCAUGAGUUGAGAACUUGGAUUUUGUGCACUGUUUGCAGGCUCCACCGUGGUGUUCCACAGUUGGUACGAUUUUAAUUUUUUUUUAAUCAGAUAAAAAAAAAUAGAAACCCAAAACGGGGUCCAGCAAUAAUCAUGAUUGAGAAAGAGAUAAGGAAGACCAAGCUGUUUCCAAGUAAACGCAAACUUUCUCCUCGCAUAUACCUUAGAAAACCCGUCUAUGCGUCUUACCAAGUAAACACUCAGGAAAAAAAAGGAACAGGCAGCAUAAACAUGAGAACUUCUUUUCUUUGGAUUCUCUUACCUCUGCUACUUUUGCUGAAUCUUGCAGAUCUCCCCGUUUCCAGAUCAACUUGUCCUAGUCGGUGUGGAGAAAUCGACAUCCCGCACCCAUUUGGAAUCGGGGAGGGCUGCUAUCUCAAUUCAUGGUACGAAAUUAAAUGUGAUCACAUUAAUACCUCUCUUUCAGUUUCAAAAAAAAAAAAAAAAGACAAGGAAGUUGUGAAGAUUACUCCAUAUUCAAUUAGUAUAAAACAUUCAAUAGCUUCAAAGGGAUGUUCAAGCGAUGGAGAAGAAGAGCUUGAAUCACUUUUGAAUUUGACUGGUACCCCUUUUUACUUUGACCAAAGCAAUACACUGAUAGCGGCUGGUUGUGGCAUCACAGCAUCGUUAACAAAUGUCGAACCAGUCGUGGCGGGAUGCAAUUCUAGAAGCGGCAAAAAAAGCCGUACACCUACUCAAGAUUUUCUUGCACUAGACGAGUGUAUUACAACUUAUAGCUCCGACGCCGAGGAUUGUAGAAAAAGGAGCACUGCGGACGAAAAAAGGUGCAGCGGUAUUGGAUGCUGUGCGGCAAACAUCCCUGGUGGACGUCAACAGAUUGUUGGUGUCAGAAUAGAUAGCACCACGACAACGUCAGGAGGGUGCAAAGUUGCCUUCUUAACAGACGAGGACUACCUUUUGUCAAAUGGUUCUGAUGCUCAAAGGAUUCAUUCUAAAGGACAUGCUACGGUUUUGCUGGUAUGGCUCAUCAGUACGUCGAAUCCUUCUUUUUUCGACUCUCUGGGAUGCCAUACUAAGAAAGAGUACAGACAAGCAAGACAAAACCCAUUUGCAAUCACUUAUGGAAUAAAUUGUACAUUCGACAAUUAUUCUAGCUUUUCAACCUAUGGAAUAUGUGAAUGCACUGAGGGUUACAGAGGCGACCCAUAUGUUGUUGGCGGAUGCAAAGAUAUUAAUGAAUGCCUAGAAGGAAAAGACGAAAAUGGAAAUCCCGUGCGUUGUACAAACUCAAUUUGUGUCAAUUUGCAGGGAGGCUAUAAUUGUGUUUACGAAAAUCAACGACGGCCAGUAAUUGCAAUAGGGGUUGGUUCGAGUUUUGGGUCAUUGAUCUUUGUUGCUGGAAUAUACUUGGCAUACAGAUUUAUUAGAAAGCAAAGAAGGUUAAACCAAAAGAAGAAGUUUUUCAGACGUAAUGGAGGUUUAUUAUUGCAACAACAACUAACUUCAACGCAAGGCAACAUCGAAAGGACAAGAGUGUUUACUUCAAAGGAGCUGGAAAAGGCAACAGAGAACUUUAGCCUUAACAGAAUACUUGGACAAGGUGGUCAAGGUACCGUGUACAAAGGAAUGCUUGUCGAUGGUAGGAUUGUAGCAGUGAAAAAAUCUAAAGUGGUGGACGAGGACAAGUUGGAAGAGUUCAUCAAUGAAGUUGUCAUCCUUUCGCAGAUCAACCACAGGAACAUCGUGAAAAUCUUGGGAUGUUGCCUUGAGACACAUGUCCCAGUUCUCGUAUACGAGUUUAUUCCUAAUGGUAACCUUUUCGAACAUCUUCAUGAUGAGUUCGGUGAUAAUAUGAUGGCUACUUGGGAAUUGCGUCUCCGCAUUGCUAUAGAUGUUGCAGGAGCUCUCUCAUACUUGCACUCGUCUGCAUCGUUUCCAAUCUAUCACCGAGACGUCAAGUCUACAAAUAUAAUGUUGGAUGAGAAGUAUCGAGCCAAAGUGUCUGAUUUUGGAACUUCAAGAUCGAUAACGGUGGAUCAUACCCACUUAACAACAGUGGUUUCGGGUACGGCGGGCUAUAUGGAUCCUGAGUACUUCCAGUCUAGCCAGUUCACAGACAAAAGUGAUGUUUAUAGCUUCGGCGUGGUCCUCGUGGAGCUUAUCACCGGAGAAAAGCCGUUUUCUUUCUUGCGGUCUCAAGAAAACAGGACGUUGUCAAGUUAUUUCACUCUUGCAAUGAAAGAGGACAAACUCUUUGACAUUAUCGAUGCACGAAUCAGAGAUGGUUGCAACCUGAACCAAGUCACUGCAGCGGCGGAUAUUGCGAGGACGUGUUUGAACAUGAAAAGGAAAAAACGACCAAGCAUGAGAGAAGUGUCCAUGGAAUUAGAGAAAAUCCGUGGGUCGUCUGAAGACAUGCAGUCGCAUGAGUACGUUGACGAAGACAAAGAAGACAAAAACAAAAGAGUUGUGGAAGUUAACAUAGGGGAAAGUUCUUGGACUCACGUGGCUGUCACCGCUCCAGCUUCUCAAAACAGUGUCGCUACAUCGUCGUUGUCAGAUACUGAACCUUUGUUUCCUCAUCAAACUCGGUAGACGCCGUCUACCACCACCGUAGUCUCAUUACUUUCCUUUUAUGUUCUAUUUUGAUGCUUGUGUGUGAGUGAGUCUGAAUGUACUUUUUAUUAAGGUCCCCAAGUUGUGUAAUAAAGGAUCUCGUUUCUCAACUUUCGAGGCAAAUAAUCAACUUUGCGAUGGUUUAUACGCAGUGUUUUGGUUUGGUA
Messenger RNA from Brassica rapa (field mustard), 3570 nucleotides. Its product is annotated as wall-associated receptor kinase-like 10. Lineage: Eukaryota; Viridiplantae; Streptophyta; Magnoliopsida; Brassicales; Brassicaceae. Gene Ontology annotation, cellular component: plasma membrane. Gene Ontology annotation, biological process: protein phosphorylation; cell surface receptor signaling pathway. The record is from RefSeq and is a predicted model, not a curated record. Gene Ontology annotation, molecular function: calcium ion binding; ATP binding; protein serine/threonine kinase activity.